This is a messenger RNA of Paraphaeosphaeria sporulosa, 1461 nucleotides long. RefSeq lists its product as uncharacterized. Lineage: Eukaryota; Fungi; Ascomycota; Dothideomycetes; Pleosporales; Didymosphaeriaceae. The coding region runs from base 254 to 1345 and encodes 363 amino acids. The transcript is spliced from 2 exons. The record is from RefSeq and is a predicted model, not a curated record.
UUUACAGAGACUUCACCUUGGAAUUCUCCCCAAGGAUGUCCAAAAUUACCGUAUGUAGGACAGCUUGCGAAGACCCCUGCUCGGAAGGCGGCGCUAAGACGUCCGAGCCUCGGCCCCUGAUAAGAAUUACAUAGCAGUCUAGGACAUCGUGCAAACCCACAUACAUCAUAAAGCGCAGCCCUAUCGCUUUGAUGGCGUAUCGUCACCUUUUUUCACCCGCGAAAUCCCCCCGUUAAUGCCUUUGAAGCUCACAAUGUCGCGCGCGAUCAGCGUAGCAGCUGUGGGAGCUGCUGUGGCUGCGCUGGCCAGCCAGUCCAGUUCCCGCACUUUCCUAGCCAGAUGGUCAGGCGUGAAUACGCCGGGAGGCGUAUGGAGGCUCCUCGCGGUUAUCUUUGCACUCAUGAACUUCAAAAACUUACCGUUUGUGUGGCAUCUGCGUUUCUUCAAAGCCUACUGGUACCAGAUCUUUAUACAGCCCACGCCGAUUCCGCCACACGCCCUCUUCCAACCCGUAAUCACGCAGACUCACGCCCCUCUCCUCGAAAUCGAUUUCAACAUGCACAAGUCAAACAGUACAUACUUCGCUGAUAUGGACAUCUCGCGCACACACCUGUUCACAAGCAUCGUGCGCAACGCCAUCCGCAAAGUCUCUGAGGGCGGCUUCCAUAUGCCCCGCGCCUCGAACAAACAAGCGAGCGUCAGUGCAGCCACCGCAGGCCUGGGCGCAGCAGAGGGCACCAAUGCACCCACUGGCGGAAAUGCAAAAUACAUGAUUGCGCUGGGCGGCGUGCAGUGCAACUUCAAGAAGGAAAUCCUGCCGUAUCAAAAAUUUGAAAUGUGGACAAGGCUACUAAGCUGGGACCGCAAGUGGUUCUAUCUCGUCACGCAUCUGGUGAGGCCUGGCGUCGGGAAGCCCGCGAGCUUCAGUCUGCAGCCGUGGCGGAAGAGCAAGCGCGUGCAGGGCGAGGAGGUGGAUCCCGAGAAACUCAAGGGCGCGGUGUUCGCGACGGCAAUUGCGCGAUAUGUAAUCAAGCGCGGGAGGUUGACGAUUCCGCCGGAGAAGGCGCUGUUCGAUGCUGACAUGGUGCCUGAGAAGCCCGAUGGGUGGGUGUAUGCGGGCGAAAUGGAGGGGGAGAUGAACGGGAAGGCUAACGGGGAUGCGGAGGGUGUGUUGCCUGAGAAGGGCAGUGUGGACUGGAACUGGGAUGUUAUUGAGAGGGAGAGGAGGAGAGGGUUGAGGUUUGCAGAGGCGUACUCGGAGCUCGAUGGGCUGCACGAGGUCUGGGAUGGUGGCAAGGACGGAGUGUUGGGGGAGUUUGGAGAUUUGUCGCUGCUGAAUCGAUGAUUGUCGCAUGGCUGUAGAAAUACCCUUAGAUCUGUUGUGCGAUAGACGACCGAAGUACACACAAGUGCAUCCACGUGUGCAACAACAUCUCCUGCAACGUGAUGCGGAAGACGUUC